Messenger RNA from Galendromus occidentalis (western predatory mite), 818 nucleotides. Its product is annotated as COMM domain-containing protein 4. The transcript is spliced from 4 exons. Bases 202 to 744 code for a protein of 180 amino acids. The record is from RefSeq and is a predicted model, not a curated record. Lineage: Eukaryota; Metazoa; Arthropoda; Arachnida; Mesostigmata; Phytoseiidae.
UCAAAACUAAAAUCGAAGUCCGCCAAUACCCCGGAUCGAAGUUGACGAUUAUCACGUUAGGCGGCACGCUAAUUCCAGAGCUGGUCCCACCCAGUGGUUGUUGCAGGGACUUCACGGCUCGCUCUGUCAGCUGUCAAACAGUUCCAACUCGAGUGUGUGUGGGCGUUCUCUCAGGAGUAUCUCGGAUAAGAAUUCCCAGAUAUGCGCUUCAAAUUCUGCGGCGAUCUUGACUGUCCAGAUUGGCUGCUGGCCGCCAUAUCCGAUCUCGCAAAGCUGAGCUCGAUAAAGGUUAGGUGGGGAGCGAAUUUCCUCGCGCAGUGCAUCGCAGACGGCCUGACCAAUGAAGAUGGAUUGUCUCGCGCCAAAGACAAGCUAGACAAACUUGAGCCUGAAGCCGUGUCAGCAAUAAACGAAAUACUGACUCUGGCCACUCGAAAUCAGGUGGAGGAAACAGCUCUUGUUGAUGAGCUGCAGCAGCUGGGUCUGCCUCGAGAGCACUCGACAGCAAUAGGCAAAGCCUAUGCCGAGUGCAGAGCUCGAGCAGCGCAGAACCUUCGCGAGGUUUUCAUACGACGGAAAGGAUCGAUAUCCUUCAGGAAACAAUGCAUCGACGGUCAAGAAUUCGUCGCAGCCCGGUUGGAUAACGAGGACUUCAUCAUUCCGCUAGGUUUGGCAAAAAUCCUACUCCAAGAUCUCCGGGAAGCCCGGAAAAUACUCGAAACCCACGAGAGCGGCGCCACAUGAAUCGUAUCAGGCGUAUCAUUAGCUUUCCAGCGGACUUGAAAGAAUUGUUGUUGAAAAUAAAGUUUUUCUACUCA